AGGAAGAAGAAACACAUGAAACACAAUUUCUCAACCUCUCAAUUUAUUCUAUUCUUUAUUUACAAUUUAUCUGUUGUUGUAGUAAAAGAAGGAGAACCCAUUUGUUAGAGCUUAGGACUAUGGCUGCAGACUUACUAUAGAGGAAACUAAUUGGAUUCGUUUUUUGCUUUUUUUGGGUUCUUUGAUUCUUUUGUAGGUGGUUGAAUUUGCUGGAGAGAUAUUGAUGGAGAUUGGAGGCGCUGAUUGUUCGCGGGCUGCUUCAAUUUCGGAUUGCCAUUGGAUUGAGAACUCCAGGACUUCAGAUUAGUGUAUCACUGAAGCCCUGAAGGUGUUCGAUAAAAUGGAGUAAUCUUUAACGACAACUUCUCAGAUUAACUCCAUCCAUUCAAAGAAUCUGUUGAAUUUGUAGAAGAAGAUGCCGACUAAUCUAUAAAUGAGAAGGAUUCUGGUGCUAUUGAAUCAGGGAUCAUGUUAGGAUACAGUGUGAUUCAGUUCUUUCACCCGACACACCCGAUGAUGAGCAAGGAGAGGGGAAGUGGACCAGUGUUCACCACUUCACAGUUAGUUCAGUCAUUCGAAGAGCCUCUUCGAUUUAUAGAGGAAGAAACUUUAGAUUUCGGGGAUGAGAAGGACUCGGGUACAAGUGAGGAAGGGCCCAGUGAAGGAUUACAGUAUUGCUCAGGUUUUUCGCCCAGUAUACCAUCGAGAGAGGAGCUAUUCGGAAAUCCAACAUGGAUUAGAGAUCACAAUGAGAGUGCACAAACUGAGAAUCAAGGGCUUGAGCUUGUGAGUUUGCUCACAUUGUGUGCUGAAUCGAUUAUAUCAGGAAACCGCGCAGCUAUAAACUUCUUUCUUUCCAGAUUGGGGGAGAUGGCGUCACCUAUAGGAAGCCCAAUUCAUCGAGUUGUAGCUUAUUUGACCGAAGCAUUGGCAUUGAGGGCAGUAAAGAUUUGGCCUCAAGUAUUCUCUAUAUCUCCACCGAGAGAGAUCACUGAUCAAAUUGAGCAUGAUGAUGAAGCGAUUGCGGUCAGGCUACUUAACCAAGUGAGCCCCAUUCCGAGAUUUCUCCAUUUCACGUUGAAUGAGAGAUUGCUCAGAGAAUUUGAAGGAAAAGAUAGGGUUCAUAUCAUAGACUUCGAUAUCAAGGAGGGUCUUCAAUGGCCCAGCUUGUUCCAAAGCUUAGCCUCGAGGCCUAAUCCACCAUCACACAUGAGGAUCACAGGGAUUGGAGAUUCAAGACAAGAUCUUCAAGAUACAGGAGCGAGGCUCAAAUCGUUAGCCGAGUCCUUGAACCUUCAAUUUGAGUUUCAUCCGGUUGUUGACAGAUUGGAGGAUGUCAGGCUUUGGAUGCUUCAUGUAAAAGAAGGGGAAUGUGUUGCAGUGAAUUGUGUACUUCAGCUUCACAAGGCGCUCUACGAUGAGAGCCAAGGGGCUCUAAUGAACCUACUAGGCCUAAUUCGGAGCACAAAUCCUUCGAUACUUCUGGUAGCUGAAGAAGAAUCUGAGCACAAUGACCCAAGAUGGGAGAUGAGGUUUGCUAACUCGUUGCAGUACUACGCCGCUAUUUUUGAUUCAUUGGAUUCAUUGGGUUCCAGCUUGGCGAGGAUCAAGAUUGAAGAGAUGUUUGCGAGAAGAAUAAGGAACAUAAUUGCUUGUGAGGCAAUGGAAAGGGUCGAGAGGCAUGAGAAAUUUGAAAGAUGGAGGGAAAUGAUCGAGGAUGGUGGAUUUAGAUGUCUGGAUUUGGGAGAAAAUGAGGCAAUUCAAAGCCGAAUGCUUCUAAGGAUGUAUUCAUCUGGUGAAAAUUAUAGUAUAGAGGAUAGAGAAAAUGCUCUUACUCUCAAAUGGUUUGAUCAAUCUCUAUACACAGUCUCAGCUUGGGCACCGAUCAGUUCUUCAUCCAGUCCCUCGAGUUGAUGGGUUCUAUACUAACUCCAAAGGUCUGCAUUUUACCUUUUGGACCUUUAGAAAUUCUUUGAUUCUUUAGAUAUUUCUACCCUUUAGACCUUUGACAAUUCUUUCAUUCUUUAGUUAUAAAGAUUUUACACCUUUAUUUUAGGUUGUUCAGAAGAUUUCAUGUCCAUUUGUUGCUAUUCUUUGAUUUUUAGUCUCUCAUUCAUAGAGAAAUAGAGGCAGAUUCUUUAAUCACUUUAGAAAUUUUUUUGUAAUAGUAUUUCAUAUACACAAAUUACAGAAUAUCAUGUCAAAUUGGAGGUCAAUAUUAAUGAAACAAUAUUUUUUAAUGUUCUUUCAUGAAAUUUGUCUAGUUCUUGCAUCUGUAUAUGCUAGUCAUGAAAUUUGUUUCUCUAUGAAAUGCGUUGACCGAAGAUAUUUUAUGUGCUUCAAUCAAUGAUUUACAUUCGAGGACUGAAAUGUUCGAGAGAGGAGAAGAUGGAGAUUGGGGGGUUGGGAUUCUUCUUCUUAAAUGCUUGGAUCGGUCUUUAUGUAUGAAGUCUUCAAAAAGGCUCCAAUUUGUUCUGUGGGCAUUUUCUCUACAUCUCAGCCAAGAUGCCAACUUUGAAGCUCCUGCACUUGCUCAUUCAUAAUUAACACAAGAAAGCCUGCUUUAUUUCCGGUGGGCCUUUGAAUAUUCUUUCAUUCUUCGGUUAGUUUGACGACUCCUUUGUACUUCAGAUGAUUCUUUAAUUCUUUGGUUGCUGUUAUAGCAAGAAGUUAAUUGAAAAAAUUGUGCAAAGUGAACCUCUGUUUAAGUUCUUCAAAGUAUUUUAGAGUCUAUUUGUUGUAUUCUUUGAUCUUUUCCCAUCUCAUACAAAGGGGAGAGAUGCAUAUUUUAUAAAGAAUUCUUUGAAUU
Molecule: messenger RNA, 2809 nt
Organism: Asparagus officinalis (garden asparagus)
Lineage: Eukaryota; Viridiplantae; Streptophyta; Magnoliopsida; Asparagales; Asparagaceae
Product: protein DWARF AND LOW-TILLERING-like
Exons: 2
Coding region: 469-1914 (481 amino acids)
Biological process (GO): regulation of DNA-templated transcription
Cellular component (GO): nucleus
Molecular function (GO): DNA-binding transcription factor activity; sequence-specific DNA binding
Source: RefSeq, a predicted model, not a curated record